Drosophila montana is the source of this 1115-nucleotide messenger RNA. RefSeq names its product coiled (gene cold). The coding region runs from base 132 to 593 and encodes 153 amino acids. Lineage: Eukaryota; Metazoa; Arthropoda; Insecta; Diptera; Drosophilidae. The record is from RefSeq and is a predicted model, not a curated record. The transcript is spliced from 3 exons.
GUUAUCGGUCGCAGCAAGUGUGGGAGUGGUUGUCGUUUUGUUGGUAUUUUAUCCAAUUAACAAGUUUAUUUACAAAUUUGUUAUUUCGCUAUUUGUUAACUGAGCUCGCAGCAUUUGUCGCCAGCUGCAUUAUGAAAUCCUGGCAAGUAGCUGUGCUGGCCCUCGCGGCCGUCUAUCUGUGCAGUCAGGUGCAUUUUGUCCAGGGACUGGAGUGCUACGUGUGCUCCAACCAGACGGGCAACACUGAGAAGUGCCUGAACACAAUCAAGACCUGCGAACCGUUUGAGAAUGUGUGCGGCACCGAGAUACGCUGGGGCAGCCAGCCGUACUUCUCCGAGGGCGCACUCAAGCAAUAUUAUGUCUCCAAACGCUGCAUGACCAAGGAGCAGUGCCAGUCGAAGCGUCGGCGCUAUAUGCAGAUGUAUUGCACCCACAUCUGGUAUGAGGAUUGGGCGUGCAACGAGUGCUGCCAGGGCGACAGAUGCAACUAUUUUGUCAUCAGCGGCGCGACGGGUCAACAGAGCCACAUGCGGUUGCUAUUCGCCGCGCUGCUGGGCGUCGGACUGCUCAUAAGGCGUGGCAUAAUGCCCUAGGCAAUGCACUUUUAUUUUGCCCUUCUAAUACGCGCAUUCACAUUCCAACGAAGCUAAGUAAUUUUAAUUGUAUUAGUAAUUGUAUUGAUUUCGCAUUGUCCACUAGUUAGUAGUUACCACUGUAUGCCGUCCAUUGUAUGUACAUUUUGUAUGUAGUUCGACACCGUCCAAGUGCCUUGACAAGCAGUUAUAACCAAGGCCUGUUAAAGUUUUAGUUUAGUUUGCGGUUAGAAUUCAAAUUUAAAGCUUUUUAAAGAUUAGUUUUUGCUUAAAAUUUCAAAGAUUUCAUCCAGCUUGUAUAAAGGCAUAUCAACAAUAUUACGAAUUUGUUUAGAAGUUCAUAAAGGAGCUUUCUAUUACAUUUUUUCUUGAUUCAGGAAGUUUUAAUGCUCCUUACACCAAUGAAAAAAGGGUAUAUUAGUUUUGUGCAAUGUCUGUCUGUCUGUUCUUUUUAAACUAUUUGAAUUAGGAGACUUUCAACUUUGAGUAUACUGUAAGAGCUGCCAAGAAAAUUUCUAGUUG